UACCCAAGCUACCCAAGCUGGCAUCGUCGAAUAAGGAUCGUGGCUUAGAAGGCUAUGGUCCGAACCCCUACACGCCUGGUAUGGCAUACCCCGGUCCUUCGCCCUAUAUGUUUGGAGCACCAAUGCAUCCGAUGGCGCAGACCUAUGCAGGGCCGGCGCCGCAGACACCCUCGCAUUCGUUCGUUGGCUCGUCACCCUUCUACCCUACUUAUGCUCAUACUGCCGGCCCUUCGUACCCUAUGGCCCAGUCACAGCCCCAACUAUCAGCCCCCGUUCCCCCUAUGUACCAGAGCCCCUAUGGCCAGGGAUCGCCUUAUCCAAUGGAAAUGUCACCACAACCGCAACACUACAAUACAGCCCAACAACUGCCGAGUUAUGGUGGGCAGCAGUCUAUGGCCGCUACGCAGUCCAACUUGUCUCCGGG
Messenger RNA from Perkinsus marinus ATCC 50983, 424 nucleotides. RefSeq lists its product as hypothetical. The annotation marks the transcript as partial. The transcript has a single exon. Lineage: Eukaryota; Perkinsozoa; Perkinsida; Perkinsidae. The record is from RefSeq and is a predicted model, not a curated record.